AUGAUCGAAUCCGCUUCGGCAGACUGUUGCGUUUUCGCCAAAGAGUCUCUGGCCGUGGACGGGUACAUGGUGUCUCCGUCAGCAGUGCACCAGAGGACCAAUAGCCACUUAAAGGACCAUAAAGAAUUUCUAAAGAAAUCAAAAGAUUCGUUGUUAUCGAGAAGCCCAAAAGAAUUAUCAUUAUUGCAGUUCCAUGAAGUUGAACCGCAUUUACAAUCUAAUCCAUACAUUACAUCCGGCUAUAGAGCGAGUCUAUCGACAAAAAUGUGCAUAGAGAGUGCUUUUUGGAUGACCAAUGAAACUAUAAAUAUUUGGUCACAUGUAUUUGGCUGGAUGCUGUUUUUCGGUUUAACAAUUUAUGACUUGCUAUUGUUAAAUAUUCACGCUUCACCGUUUGAUAAACUUGUCGUGGGUCUACUACUUGGAUGUUUUCAGAUUAGCAUGGCAUCAUCAACUAUGUAUCACACGUUUUCAUGUAAAUCCGAGAAACAUUUCAACUGUUUUUUAUCUUUUGACUUGUUCGGCAUAGCAUUAAGCUUGUUGGGUAUCUACUUAUCAGGAAUUUAUUAUGCUUUUUGGUGCCAUCCCGUACAUCGAAUGUUUUACUUGUCUACAGUAUUCUUUAUAUUUGUUUUUGUCAUGGCAUUACAAAUACCAAAGUUUAAAGCAAGUGAUAAUUUGAAAAUGAUCUCAUUUGUGUGUUGGGCAGCAUACGGAGUGAUACCAACGUGUCACUGGGUUGUCAUUAUGGGUGGAUGGGAAAAUCCAAUAGUGGCUAAAUUGUUAUCAAGAAUUUUAAACAUGUACCUAAUUUCCGGAUUAGCGUUUCUAAUUUACGUUACUAGAAUGCCAGAGCGAUUUUUCAAAGGUAAAUUAGACUACAUAGGAUCAUCACAUCAGUGGUGGCAUUUCUUAGUCGUGAUAGCGUUAUAUUACUGGCAUAAUACUGGCAUUUUGUAUAUCGAGUACAGAAUGAACCAUGGAUGUGUCAACGAUUUACGAUUAUAAUAUUAAUUUGCUCAAAGUGUAUGCUGUUAUUUUAUAAUUAAAUUAUUUUUAAUAUUA
Molecule: messenger RNA, 1065 nt
Organism: Melanaphis sacchari
Lineage: Eukaryota; Metazoa; Arthropoda; Insecta; Hemiptera; Aphididae
Product: progestin and adipoQ receptor family member 3
Exons: 7
Coding region: 1-1008 (335 amino acids)
Cellular component (GO): membrane
Molecular function (GO): signaling receptor activity
Source: RefSeq, a predicted model, not a curated record